CAUCUCUUUGAGAAGGUACAUUUAAACAUAACUGUGUGGUGGAGAGAGGCGUACGAGAGAGGAGAAAGAGACACACACUUAGGCACAACAACAACAACAACACCUGAUACUCUCUCAUCAGGGAUCCAGCAGCCAAAUAAGGCAUCUUAUUUUGUGUUUUUUGGGCUUUUGUUGGAAAGAUUGUGGAGAUGUCCAACGUCCAGUUAUCGUGCAGCGCACUGGAGAGGCUGGUGGCCAGGAGGACCUUCCCUCUCCACAGACGCACAAGUGUCUGCCGCAACCUCUUCGGACCGGUGGAUCACGACGAACUAAACGGGGAGAUGAAAACCAAGCUGCGGGAGAUUUCUGAACGGGACCAACAGAGAUGGAACUUUAAUUUCGAGGCCAACGCCCCGCUGGAUGGGGAUUACGAGUGGGAAGAGGUGCCCGUGGAUAAGACCCCGGUGUUUUAUCAGAGCUCUGUACAGAACGGCAGGACCAGGGUGUCUGAGACACCCGUCAAGCAGAGGUCCUCCUCGGAGUCUGUUCUCCCGGAGACACCUGACAUGGAUGUACUGGAGCGCUUGGCCGUUCCCGAGAGCAGCAGCACUCCCUGCCCGGUGGAGCUUAACCAGGAGAACCGCACAGACAAACUCAACUCAGGGAAGCCGGCUCACAGACAGGUCCCGUGUGUUAGACGCAAGAGAACAGCCACUACUGACAACAACACACACAUCACAGACUUCUUCGUGAAACGAAAGAGGGCUGCUGAUAAAAAAUCUAAUGACAUGAGCGCUUGCCACCACUCCAAGUCUCCAAUCUCGGUGGAACAAACUCCACGAAAGAGGAUCCGUUGAAGGUGUUUUGCACUAUUUGCCUGCGCAUUUUGAGGAUCGAGAUGGGGAUGUUUUUCCCCGUUACUUAAAACGCCGGAGAAAGAGAAAAAGGCGGACGGUGUUUGGGAGAAAGAAGCCCAACCGGCCGGCUGCUUCGGCUCGGUGCGCCCCGGCGGAGCGUUACCUGAACACCGGAGCAGACUCUCAGGACUGAACGGUUUGGGUGGGGGGUGGGGGAGGGAGAGGAAAAAGAGGACAUUUCGCCGAAUGUCUUCUAUCCAGUACAAAUGUAGCAUUCAUUGUUGCUUUUGCAUACAGCCACUCGACAGUGUUAAAUGUUUUAACAUCUGUGCAAUCCUAAAUUACUUUAAAAGAAUUGUCUACACUGGCCAAAAGUGUACAGCUUUAUAGAGACAAUAGCCUAUAAAUGUUUAUUUUCUGUUCUGUUUUUUCUGUAAAUGUAUAUUUUUAAGACUAUUCUAACUUAUAAUUUAUUUAUGUUUCUUUAUAUUUGAUUUAGCCAAAGGGCAAACUCCUUAUUUUAUUUUAUUAUUUCUAUUUUGUGUUAUUGUGAUGUUUUGCAAUCAUGUAGCUUGCCCAUAGUAGUCAACACUUGAAAAAUAGGUUUCUUUGUGUUUCUGAGCCGUUUUGUGUUUUCAUACAAGUGCCCUAAUUAUGUCUUGUAAAAGAUGAGAAUAAAAUAUUUUUCACUUCAACUUUAAA
This is a messenger RNA of Cottoperca gobio, 1538 nucleotides long. It is a transcript of the gene cdkn1cb, whose product is annotated as cyclin dependent kinase inhibitor 1Cb. The transcript is spliced from 3 exons. Gene Ontology annotation, biological process: negative regulation of cyclin-dependent protein serine/threonine kinase activity; negative regulation of mitotic cell cycle. Gene Ontology annotation, cellular component: nucleus. Bases 189 to 836 code for a protein of 215 amino acids. Gene Ontology annotation, molecular function: cyclin-dependent protein serine/threonine kinase inhibitor activity. NCBI's taxonomy places the organism in Eukaryota, Metazoa, Chordata, Actinopteri, Perciformes, Bovichtidae. The record is from RefSeq and is a predicted model, not a curated record.